Chara braunii is the source of this 5079-nucleotide messenger RNA. Lineage: Eukaryota; Viridiplantae; Streptophyta; Charophyceae; Charales; Characeae. The record is from the annotation of a GenBank genome assembly.
GGGCUUGUGUGUGUGCUGGGGGUGGUAAGCGGGUAGGGUUUGGUUGAACUGAGACUGCAGCUCAAGUGUUUUGAAGCUGAACAGUAAAGAUGUCUGGCAAGCGGAAGGCAAAUGAGGAGCUGUGUGGAUCGUCUCGCCCCAGUCCUAAUAUGCCCCGGUGGGACACUGGAGAGCGAUCGCUAAUGGAGAUUCCAGAUAGCAAGCGGAGUUCUCUCUGCUUACGGCAUGUUCGAGCUCUAAAUAGAGAUUUCACCAGCUGGGUGCAGACGCAGAGCCAAAAUCAUCCUGAUGAACUGUGGAUAGAGGGACUUCAGGAUUACAUAAAGUAUGCUGCAAAGCUGAUGGACGAUUUCAAGGAUGUUGUGGAAUGGCUACGGUCCAAACCAAAUCCCGGAAGCAGGUCGGUUAAUGGAGAAGCUGAACCGAAUGGAAUAGUCUUGUCGUCUGCAGAGCGGGGGGUUUCAGCUGUUACAGCGGUUGGGGAAAUAUCACAGAAUCAGAGAGUGGCGGGUGGCAUGGCUGCUAUGGGGACCGUGUCCAGCUCUGCUUUGUCGAUUGAUGUCAUUGGGGGAUCGGCUAUGGGUGGACCACCUGUGCCUAAUGCGGCUGCUCAUUCAUCAUGCAGCCCUGCUGGCUUGGGUGGAACGUUGGCACCAGGCACCGGGACCAGUACGGCAGCCACUGUGUCCGAGAACUUGGGUCCUGGUCCCUUGACAGACACCAAGGCAGUCUUAGGACAUGGCUUUGGCGGAAGUUUGGCCACUGCCCCAAGCGACUUGUUAAGGCGAGAACCUGGUGCAGGUGUUGGGGCUGGUGCUGAAAGUGGACCCUGGGAACAAGCAGGUCCACUUGCAGGAUACCAGAAAGGACCUACAGUAGACUAUGGGGGCCAGUCAGCAGCAGGAAGACCCUCAGAUUCAACAAAGACUUCUGUUUCAGGUGCACCAACAAGUCAAACUGCGGUCAACCAUCCCAUUUUUGGGAAGGGAUGGUCAAGUGGUCCAGGCUCAUCAGAAUUCGGCAGAGCAUCGGGAUCUGGAGCUGGGUUAGUGGCCAACGCGGCUACGGGAUCUUCUUUCAGCUCCACGUUUGGUUUAAGCACGAGCUGGCCGCUUUCCAGCAUGCCUGCAAACUCCAUCGGUGACACUGCAACUAUUUUUGGCAUGCCUCCUAGUUCACACUCGGAUGGAAAUGUCUUGACGAGUGUGAUCUCAGGAGCAGCAUCACCAGUUGCGCCAGUUUCUCCAAACUCUGCAUCAGUGAGUCCAUUUCGCUCAGCCUUCAAGACUGGGCCCUUCAUAGCAACUGCAGGUCCUAGCAAAGAAGAGGCUCCCAAGGAGCAAGGAGAUGAUGAUAACGAUGACGGGACUGAAGAGCAAGAGGAUGAAGGUCCGUCUGUGCUGGCAGUCAAAGAGGAGGGCGUGACAAUUGUAGACUCGAGAAAGGCGGUUCUUCUAAGAAUGGAUGGGGUAUCGAAAUCUUGGCGCAAUCUUGGGAGUGGGACACUGUCUAUACGGCGGCAAUCGGAUGCUACCCCGGCAACAAAAAGUGCAAAUCCAACUAUGCAUUUCCGUAACGAUGUUGGAAAGUUACUGCUGAAUGCAAGGAUCUAUGCCAGAAUCAAAACUGCAACGCGAAAGGAAGGCGUCGUGGUGACGCUAUUCAACGCUGCGGACAUCGGAAGCGUUACGAAGGCAUCUGGCAGUCAAGGCGAUAGCUCGAGGGGAGAUUCAAAGCUUCAAGAAGGCAAUGGGCAGCUGAAGGCUACUCUCUUCUUGCUGAAAGUCGUGCCUCAAGAAGCUGUGAAAGAGUUGGCAGACCUCAUAUGCGCAAAUGCCCCAGCAGAUUGACAAAGAUGAGGUCGAAGAUCUGCGUGUUUUUUCAGUAUGCCCUGCAGCACCCGGCAGUCAGGCUGCCAAGGUGAUAGCUUGAGGCGGGACGAGAAAAGCAUCAACAAGGAAAUGGGCAGCGGAAGGCUACGGUUUUCUCUUGCUGAACGGAAGCCGUACUGCAAGAAGCUGUGAAAGAGUUGUCGGAGAUAAUAUGUGCAAAUGCCCCUGCAAGUCACAGAUUUUGCGACUGUGGAAGGCGGUGGUAAUGGUGUGUACUUCACAUUGAAAGGUGAGGUUGAUGGAGGUGUUAACGUGAACGAACUGCAUGCUUCGGAUUACAGUGUAAGGUGGGGACUGGUUUGCUGCGAAGAACCUGUCUGUUUUUCAGAAUUGGGCACCACCCAUUGACCCCUCGUAAGUGUUUGCUGGUUGCAUGCAUAGCAGGCUUCCUUCUCGAAAAAAGUGCGUUAAACAACCACCAGUGGUACUUGGAAGGCGCUUUUCUCCUGGGCUAGAAACGCCCUGCGCACCGAAAAAAAACGAACCGGCGCGGCCGAACCCCAAAAGUUGUGGCCGUAUAGAAGCAACAAACUGGUGGUUUAAUAAACCAGAAUAUGGGAAGGGCGAGAAGGAAAAAACUGCCCUCAAAACCAUCGCUCUUGUGCAAGCUAUUCUCUUAGCCUCUUGCUGCCAUGGACCCUAGCUUGUCAAACUGGUCAGGGUUGGGCCUGCCUGUAGCAGCGGGCUUGGGAGGUCUGGUGACGGGCCUGAAGUGCCCUCGGGAGGGGCACACUUGAUUGAAGAAAAAGAGUGGUAAUGUGGAACGUAUUCAGUGGGGGGGAUUAUGAGCGUAGCAAGGUCACUUGGUGGUACAUAAACUGAAGUGGCAGCCUUGAUAAUUCAUAGAGGGUGGAUAUGAUGGCCAGUCACACUGAGCCAUGUCCUGGGCAAUGCAGUUGUGCGCUGUUUUGCGAACUGGAGGGGCAGUCUCGAUGAUUCAUAGAGGGUGACAGUGGCCAGUCAAAACGCUGCAUGCUGUCCUGGGCUAUGCAGUUGUGCUCUGUUUUGGGAGUUAGAGGGGGGAUUAUGAGCGGCAGAGGCGGCAGUUGGAACUAUGUGCUGGUUUGGUGUGGCCUUUUCCAAAAGGGAAGCAGGCAGAAGGAUAGCGAGGUCACUCGAUGGUAUAUAAAGCGAAGCGGCAGGCUCGAUAAAUCAUAGACGUUAGCCAUGCUGUGUUGCCCGACCCUUAGGCGAUAGUCACCAAAACAAAAUAAACCAUGCAAAGAAUAGCCAAUGCUACUUGCUAAAGUCUAUGGGACUGGUGACAUGGCAUGCUAUUCUUGGCUAUGAUGGCUGUCCAAUUAGAAAGCUGGUCUGUAUUUCGGACGAGCUAAUCGUGGUUGGAAAAUUGGCUAUGGUGGCUGUCCACUUGCUGAUAAGCGCCAAAGCGUGCUCUGGUUGAUGAGCAUACUUUGCAUCCACACAGUCGGUCAUCAUACGCAUGAAAUGGGAUAGGCUGUGUCCUUGGUAAUGUUCUUUGGCAUGCAGAUGCAGGUACACUAUGAGAAUUCAUCACCUUGCUGACGUGGACCUUAUGUGAAUCUGAGUUGCCCAGCAUUUAUGUGAUGACCGAUUGCAGUUGCACCCAGUUCUGAAGUUUCUUGUGUACCCUUGGAGGAUGAUGCCCGUCUGGUGUUAACGAGGUCAAGUAUCCCGAGCAUGUGGGUGCUGCUGGCAGGCAGGUUGCAGUGGCACACCUUCUGAACUGGCGACUAUCUUUUCUCAGAUGUUUCUACAAGUGGGGCGAUGCGAACUCAACUUUGUUGGGGAUUAGAAAGAAAUUUCCUAACAAGCUGGCUGCGGUCUCUUUUCUACAGUAUUCUCUGACUGUUGGUGGUUCUCUCUGAGGAAGUUCAUCUCCAGCAAAAAGUUCCUCCUACGACUGUUGCCCGCUCUCUUUAUGAAGUUCAUCUCAGCCAAAAAAUCAUGUGAUUGGAAGCCAGCAGAUCUACGAACGUGCGUGUCUCAGCACUGUGAAAGACGGUGACUCGCAGCCUCUGAGAUGUUUGUACCCUCUGUCUCCCUCAUGGUACUUGCAUCGUAUGCAUGCGUGUGUGCAUGUUCAUUCAUCUGUCCGUGUAAUCUCCAGGAGCUGCAGAUGGGGAUCUCCACUACAGUCAUCCUGCAUGUGGUGGCUUUCAUAACAUGACAAAUGGCUGCCGCUUGUCCAGCUUGUGUUGGGUUGUCUUUUUUGUGUCUUUUUUGUUUUUGUUUUGAGGGUCACGAGUUUUGGUUUGUGAGCAGGAGAUGCAAGGGCCACGAACGAGUGGUUACCCACCGGGUGAUCCCUCUCGUCUUAUGUCCACUACAGGCCAGAGGGAUCGUGUUGGUCUAUGCCCGAGGUGCAGCGGGGUAUGAAUACAUGAGCUUCCGGCGAUUACGUCCUGGGAGAACAGGGGGAGAAAAGCAGGUAGGUAGCCUUUGUAUCCUUUCACGCCUCCGUCCUAUAGAACAACUGCCGCCUUCCAUCACCUAGCUGAAUAUAUCGACCUGUUUCGGAAACCACAGCAAGCGCUCCUUUGUAUAACUUGUUUGGUUGUUCAGACUUGUUCUUUGUGGCGCCUCGGUACCUGUGCCUUUCCACAUAUGAGCUCUACGAGACAGUUCCACUGCUGCUCCUUUGUCUUAUCGUACUAUUCUAAAUUACCUCUAUUUUUCUUAUAGAGCGAGCAGGCUGUGCGUAAUCAGUUGCCACCAGAACUUGCAGCUCCUAGCGGGAAUGGCGGGCCUCACUCCACUACACAACAACGCUCUAUAUGCAUCUGGACCUCGUAGUCCUGAUGCAUUGAAAAUGUUGGACUCGUCCAAAUGCACCUGGUGCAGAAAGUGUCCAAAGGCGUGUAGAAUGUCAAGUACUGGAGCGAGGCCCAUUGCAGCAGUUUCUUUCGCAUCCUGGGCAGUUGUCACCAGUCGUUUCUUCACAGAUCAUGUUCGUUUGUGCGGUACAGUGCACUUAAGCUGACUUUAGGCCACAUGUGACUUCUGGUAUAUGACCGAUUGGCUGAUUGGCAGACUACUACCCUCUUGCACACCCGUCUGGUUCAGGUGGGCCUGGAUUGCAGGUACUAUGGGGCCUUUUGACCUCCAAUAGGUACCAUCGAAAUUCACCGUUUGGAUCUCUCCCGUAUCACCUCUCUCGGUGCUUUACUAUAGUCAGCUGAAGUGAGAAUCAAAGGUUUAAAAUCUU